CGGCUGCGAGCGCGCGGGCCGCCGCCGGAGAUGCUGCAGGUGCGGCCCGGGCUGUACCUGGGCGGCGCCGCGGCCGUGGCGGAGCCGGGCCGCCUGCGGCGGGCGGGCAUCACGGCCGUGCUCACGGUGGACUCGGAGGAGCCCGACUUCCAGGUCGAGGGCCUGCGGAGGCUCUUCGUGCCCGCGCUGGACAAGCCCGAGACCGACCUGCUGAGCCACCUGGACCAGUGCGUGGCCUUCGUGGGCCAGGCCCGCGCCGAGGGCCGCGCGGUGCUGGUGCACUGGUCUCUUUUUAGUCAUGCAGGAGUCAGUCGAAGUGUGGCUGUAAUGACUGCUUUUAUCAUGAAGACUGACCAACUUACCUUUGAAAAAGCCUAUGAGAACCUGCAGACUAUCAAUCCAGAGGCUAAGAUGAAUGAGGGGUUUGAGUGGCAACUGAAAUUAUACCAGGCCAUGGGGUGUGAAGUAGAUACCUCUAGCGCAGCUUAUAAGCAGUAUCGUUUGCAGAAGCUUACCGAGAAGUAUCCCGAACUGCAGAACAUACCUCGAGAGCUCUUGGCUGCUGACCCAACCACCGUUUCACAAGGAUUGAAAGAUGAAGUUCUCUACAAAUGUAGAAAAUGCAGCUUCUUUGCCCCAAAUGCAGUGCCAAGUUGGGUUCUUUCAAUUGGUAUGGUGAGCAGUGCUCCUGUGGUAGGUGGAUUACACCUGCUUUUCAAAUCCAUAAGAACAGAGUGGAUGAGAUGAGAAUGCUGCCAGUUUGGGACCACAAACAAGAAAAAUAGGAACUAGUGGAACUUGUGACCUUUGACAGCUUGGAAAGAAACUUACCGAUGAUCCCUUAGCUCCUUGUCAUUCAUGGUAGAGUGUCUAGUUUUUAGACCAUCAGCAUUUCAUUUGCAAUGUGAGAAGAUACAGUCACUUGACGGGACUGGGAAACUGUAGUUGGACUUUGUAAUCAUGUAAAUUAUACUUUAUUUGAUAUAAAUCUUCUAUAACCCAGAUACUUUCUUUGUUUCAUAUAUUUUAUAGAGUUCUGAUUUUUGGAAUGUUAGUUAUGUGAUCAUAAGGUCUGGAUGGACAAAAGUUAUGUACAAAAAUUGGAAACUAUCAUGUUUAAAUAGGUACUUCUAUCUUUAGAAAUGUAAAGCAGACUUGUUGGAACAUAUUUUGAUGUUUGUUUCUCUUUCUUGCUUCUAAGAAACAUUAGUUAAUCUGCAUGUACCUGGAUCUCUCUUGGAAAUGUGGAAACAAAGGCCAUUCGGAAAACAGUGACUAAAAUGUGGUUUUCCUAUUACUGUUCAGGAAUCCCAGUUACCUAAAUUUUUAGAAAAGAGUAUUUAAGAUACCGUUUCAAAUAAUCCACGUGAAGAAAUAUAUUAAUGUGAGGUUGUUUCCAAUGAUAAAGAAAUGUGGAGUAACCACAUGCAACUGCCUCUUAAGCCUGCUAUGUUAGAGUGCUGGGAAAGGUAAUAUGUCCAGAUUAGCUUGCUUAACACCAUCUCUGGAAACUGGAAUUUAUUUUACUUGAUACUAAUGGUUAGAAUUGGGCCUAAUUAGAUAUCUGAACACUUACAUGGAAUCAGCAUUAGGCAAUAAACGGGAAUAUUUUAAGACA
Hipposideros armiger (great roundleaf bat) is the source of this 1618-nucleotide messenger RNA. RefSeq names its product dual specificity phosphatase 12 (gene DUSP12). The record is from RefSeq and is a predicted model, not a curated record. Gene Ontology annotation, biological process: protein dephosphorylation. Gene Ontology annotation, molecular function: protein tyrosine/serine/threonine phosphatase activity. Gene Ontology annotation, cellular component: nucleus. NCBI's taxonomy places the organism in Eukaryota, Metazoa, Chordata, Mammalia, Chiroptera, Hipposideridae.